CAACGUUAUUGACAAAGCCCUAAAUCAGAGCGCGAGAACAGUAGCGUCCUACCGCUGCAUUGCCAUGUAGCAGGCACGCAAUGCCAUGUAGCAGGCACGCCACUGCACCUGAGGGCCGCAGAGGCCGACACUGCAGUUGCUGAAACGGACCCUGAAGGGGAUGCCGGCCCUCCACAUCGGGAGGUGUCAUGGCCGGGACAAGGCAAUUGAUUCCACAAAGUAGGUAUCUGUACUGGCAAGACUCACAUUCCCACGCAUCGCUCUGUUCACUCGAAGCAUCGAUCCCACAUCCUCACCACCGUCACCACCGUCACCACCACCACCAUCACCACCAUCACCACCAUCACCACGACGACAAGCAACCAUGUCCUCCCGCCCGGAACUCGCCAACAAGCUCCCCAGCCUAAAGCGCUUCAUCACAACGCACAACCCGGCGACAAAACAAGCAGUCUUCUCCUCCGCGCUCGACGAGACGGUGAAGUGGGAUGCCAUCCCCGGUGCCACCUUCGGCCUCCCCUACGUGACCAAAGGGCACCCGGUGGACCUGACCAACGACGCAGACAUCGCCGUGUACACGCCUUUCCUCGAGAAAGCGCCCGGGCUCGUGACCUCGGGCGGCACGGUGCUGCGGUUCGUGGACAUGCAGCCCGGCGCUACGUCGCCGAUGCACCGCACGGUGUCGCUGGACUACGGGGUCGUGAUCGAGGGCGAGGUCGAGCUGGUGCUUGACUCGGGCGAGACGCGGGUGCUGCGGCGCGGCGACGUGGCCGUGCAGAGGGGCACGAUGCAUGCGUGGAGGAAUCUGAGCGGGGACAAGUGGGCGCGCAUGAUGUACGUGCUGCAGGAGAGCAGGCCGGUGGAGAUUGAUGGCGAGACGUUGGGGGAGGACUAUGGGACUAUGGAGGGGGUUCCUGCGUCGCGUUGAGUUUGAUUUGCAUGUCACUGGAUGAUUUCCGUGUUACGGAAUGGUUUCCGUGUUACUGAAUGAUUUCCGUGUUACUGAAUGAUUUCCAUGUUACUGAAUGAUUUCCGUGUUACUGAAUGAUUUCCAUGUUACUGAAUGAUUUCCGUGUUACUGAAUGAUUUCCGUGUUACUGAAUGGUUUCCAUGCUAGCACUCGAUCUGCCAUCGUACACCCCCCGUGCAAACCAACGCCAGCAACAGU
Molecule: messenger RNA, 1165 nt
Organism: Didymella exigua CBS 183.55
Lineage: Eukaryota; Fungi; Ascomycota; Dothideomycetes; Pleosporales; Didymellaceae
Product: cupin domain-containing protein
Exons: 1
Coding region: 365-925 (186 amino acids)
Source: RefSeq, a predicted model, not a curated record